Cottoperca gobio is the source of this 1646-nucleotide messenger RNA. It is a transcript of the gene arr3b, whose product is annotated as arrestin 3b, retinal (X-arrestin). The transcript is spliced from 18 exons. Gene Ontology annotation, molecular function: G protein-coupled receptor binding. The record is from RefSeq and is a predicted model, not a curated record. NCBI's taxonomy places the organism in Eukaryota, Metazoa, Chordata, Actinopteri, Perciformes, Bovichtidae. Gene Ontology annotation, biological process: G protein-coupled receptor internalization; signal transduction; visual perception. Bases 72 to 1145 code for a protein of 357 amino acids.
GGUCUCUGUCAGCAGUGCAAAGAAGACUCAUUGAAAGAAACUGAGGACACGCUUGGAUCUAUAACGUCAACAUGUCAAAGGUAUAUAAGAAGACCAGCGGCAACGGACAUAUUGCCCUGUACUUGGGGAAGAGAGACUUUGUGGACCAUGUGGACUCAGUGGACAUAGUUGACGGUGUACUUAAAGUGGACCCAGCUGGUCUUGAUGGCAAAAAAGUAUUUGUCUACCUUGCUUGUGCCUUCCGCUAUGGAAGCGAGGACUUGGAUGUUAUCGGGCUGUCCUUCAGGAGAGACAUCUGGAUAAAGCGUAUUCAGGUGUAUCCACCAACAGGUGAAACCGCAGCCCAGACACCCAUGCAGGAAUGUCUCAUGAAGAAGGUUGGAGAGCAAGGAUGUCCUUUUUCCUUCCAGAUGCCAACAGAUCUCCCAUGCUCAGUCUCCUUACAGCCUGGGCCAAAUGAUACAGGAAAGGCCUGCGGUGUGGACUUUGAGGUGAAAGGAUACCUUGCCAACGUAGCCGACCCUCCAGAUGAACCACACAAGAAGGACACGUGCCGUCUGAUGAUUCGCAAAAUACAAUUUGCACCAGCUAACAACAAGCCCGGACCCAAGGCUGAAAUAUCCAGGCAGUUCAUGAUGAGUGACAAACCUGUGAACUUGGAGGCCUCCCUUGAGAAAGAGAUUUAUUACCAUGGAGAUCCAAUCACCGUCAAGGUAAAAAUCCACAAUGAAACCAACAAGGUUGUGAAGAAAAUCCAACUCUCAGUUGAGCAGCUGACAAAUGUGGUGCUCUACUCAUCCGACACUUACACCAAGGCGAUCUGCACUGAGGAGUUUGGGGAGACAAUUGAGGCCAACGCUACAUUGGAGAAGUCCUUCCAAAUAACCCCCCUGCUGGCCAACAGCCCAGAGAAGAGGGGUAUUUCAGUGGACGGACGGCUAAAAGACGGGGACACCAACCUAGCAUCCACAACCCUGAGUCAAGGCGAAAAGGAAAUGCUGGGAAUCAUCGUCGGCUACAAAGUCAAGGUCAAUCUUAUGGUGUCCGGCGGAGGCCUGCUGGGGGGCCUAACAGGAAGCGAUGUCACAGUGGAGCUUCCUCUGACUCUAAUGUCCCCAAAACCCGCAGAAGUCAUAUUGGAAUAAAGGUCUAUUUGGUUCAGGACAGACAUCUCAUUCGAGGCCAUGAAGGAUUAAGAUGAGCAGCGAAGGAAUAUCUCCUCUCUGACAGAGAAUACAGAACACAAAGGAAAUCAACACCGAUGAAGAAAAGCACAAAGUGUCAUUAAGUCACUACAAUAUUCUUAUUUCGCCUGUACAUAUACAUUUUUAUUAGGCAUUACCAAAAGAGCUCAGAAAGAGUGACUGAAAAAGAGUCUAAACUCUGUGUGACGUUUAUCUGAAUGGCAUUAUAGCAUUAAAUAGAAAUAAACAUGUAUUGUAAUUUUUUCUUUGUCGAAGGAAAUUAACCAUAGCACAGAGUUUAGACUUUUCUUUCUAUGUGUUAUGAUUACCAACCCGUUAAUUAGUAAUUAAUCUUAAUUUAUUUAUGAUUAGAGCCAUGAUAUAGGUACAGCUGUGGGGUGAAUAUCACCAAAAUACUCCUGAUUGUAUCACUUGUUAUUUACGAGUCAAUAAACUUAUUUG